AAUGUAAAAGAAAAAGAAUAAGUGAAUGAGAACUUGAACUCUUCUUUUCCUUUAUGGGUACUCAGCAACAGUGGGCUGGCACAUCUUUAUCUUCUUGAUAACCAUUUCCAUGGAUCAAUUCCUGAUUCUUUAGGAACUUUAACUUCUCUUGUAGAAAUCGAUCUCUCUGUAAACAGUUUUAGUGGUUUGAUUCCGGAGUCGAUUGGAAGAUUGGUUUCUCUUUCUUCACUUGAUCUAUCAAUUAAUGUAUUUCAAGGUCUUCUUCCAGAGUAUGGGAAGGUUGUCAUCUCUUACGGAUCUUGAUGUUUCUGAUAAUAAUUUCCAAGGCUUGAUCCCUCAUUCUAUUAGCAAUCUCGCGAAACUUACCGUCCUCUAUAUGUCAUCAAAUGAAUUAAGGGGUGAUCUACCAGAAGAGGUUUGCCAACUGUCAAACUUAGAAUACAUGUCUCUGGGUGAUAAUCAAAUGAGUGGAAGCAUUCAUGGGAGGGUUUUGUAACAGAUCACUUUGUUAACCUCACGAAGCUCUUUGACUUGUCUAUUUAUUCAAAGUCUAACCUGGCGUUAGAUGUUAGUACUCAUUGGGUCCCUCCAUUUCAGCUCAAAUAUAUAUACUUUAAAUCCUUGAAAGCGGGUCCAAAAUUUCCCCACUGGCUCUUAACACAAAGACAUAUUUUUCAAAUUUGGAUGAAAAAUAUGAGUAUAUCAGAUACCAUCCCAGCAGAUUGGUUUGCAAGUCUCUUAUUUUUGGGAGUGAAUUCCUGUGCUGCAGUGGAGGAGGAGGACGCUGUGAAGUUCUGGUUACCUGUUUAAAAAAUAUUAUUUCUAGUAAAUUUUGUGUGUACUUUCAUGUCCCUAUGCUCUGUUUCUAAUUGAUAUCACCAGAAAGACAAGAUGAUAUAAUCGAUAAGGGGUUGUAUAUCCCAUUUUGUUGCAUACAUAUUCGCUGUUGAUAUUAAGUGAUUCUUGCUACCUGUUGAUGACUACUUGUGCAAUGUUGUUUGGAGAAGGUUCGGAAAAGCAAGUGUUUUUUGUAUAUAUCCGAGUUAUCAUCUUUUACACCUAAUGUGUUUGAUGCUGCCUUCAGCAGUUAAAUUGUUUUGUGUGUACAUCAACUUGUCAAGGUGUGUGUAUUAGAUAGCAUAAACAAGUAGUCCUUAUUUGUAUGAUACCAAAACACUUAAAUAGAUAUACAUUAGCUUGUAGAUAAUUAUCAUUAGUUGUAAUUUCUACUUAUCAUGUUGUUGAUUUAUUCUUAUCAUGUAAUCUCUAUCUUUCUAUAAAUAGUGAAAAUCAAAGCCAUCUCAGCAAGUUGCUUGAGAUACAAAGCAUAUGAUAUUUUACAUGGUAUCAGGCUAGCCAGGUUUUAUUCAUAUUUUUCCAUGGCUCCCGAAAUUCCUGUUGUCAUUCCUACUUCCGAUGUCAUCACUUCCGCUGAUACUACAACGAGUAUUGAAAUUCUGGUCAAUCUUCCGGAUCAAUCUAAAACAAAUAAUCCUUAUUUUAUCCAUCAUUCUGAUAGUCCAACAGCUGUGUUCUUUACACCAGCUUUGCAAGGGGAUAACUAUGCAUCUUGGGCGUGUGGAAUCUCAAAGGCCCUUAAUGCCAAGGGAAAGCUUGGAUUUAUCGACGGAACAUUGCUUCCACCUUCUGAUCCUGCAGAAAGGGCUUGCUGGAAACGCUGCGAUGAUCUUGUCGGCAGCUGGAUACUCAAUUCUGUUCAUGACAGCAUUCGUCGUAGCUGCAUGUUUUCUGAUUCAGCAUUUGCAAUCUGGAAUGAUCUCAAAUUAAGGUUUUCUCAUUCCAAUGCACCUAAAAUAUAUCAACUUAAAUCUGCUAUUUCAGCCCUCAAACAAGAGAAUCUAGAUGUGAUUUCUUAUUUUACUCGUCUUAAAACUCUCUGGGAUGAACUCGACUUCAUCGUACCAACUGAGCCUUGUAUUUGUGGGGCAAGCAAAGUGUUUAUGGAGAAACAUGACAGAGACAGGGCAAUGGAAUUUUUACAAGGCCUCAAUGAUCGAUUUGCUUCUCUCCGUAGUCGGGUUUUAUUGAUGGAUCCUUUACCAUCAGUUCAACGUAUUUUUUUAAUUUGGUCAAACAAGAGGAAGCACAACAAAUUAUCAUCUCAACUUUCACUGCAUCUGGUUCUGUUGAGUCUGCAGCUCUUCAAGUACAACGUUCUGAUUCUCGUAACUUUCGUCCUGCAAACAAACGAGUUCGGCCCUUUUGCGAUCAUUGUAACAAGCAUGGUCAUACUCGGCAGACUUGUUAUCAGCUUCAUGGCUACCCGGCAAAGCGUGCUGACACACCAUCUUCUCAGCCGCAAGUUGCCGCUGUUACCUCUACACCAAGUCCAGGUCCCUCGCUUACACAAGAUCAGUAUGCACGGCUCCUUGCUCUUAUCACACCACCAGCUGACACUGGCGAUGACACACCAAGAGUUAACCUAACUGGACCAACACACGAACUCGGUGAUUGGUAGAGGUUAUCGUCAAGGUGGUCUAUAUCAACUUAGUCUUCCUUCCCAAGUUUGUUUUAUCAAUAAAUUGCCUGCAGAUGUUUGGCAUUGCCGUUUAGGCCACCCUAGCUUAGACAAUUUUAAAUAUUUAUGUCAGUCUGUUGACUAUAUUAGUUCUAGAUUUUCUUUUCACUGCGAUCUAUGCCCACGGGCUAAAC
This is a messenger RNA of Daucus carota subsp. sativus, 2673 nucleotides long. RefSeq lists its product as uncharacterized. The record is from RefSeq and is a predicted model, not a curated record. The transcript has 2 exons. NCBI's taxonomy places the organism in Eukaryota, Viridiplantae, Streptophyta, Magnoliopsida, Apiales, Apiaceae. Bases 1380 to 2447 code for a protein of 355 amino acids.